AUGAAACUUUUUCAGAUUCCAAAGCCACGUGACCUUGAAGCAAUACACUUCGAUAUUGAUCGUUUCGAUAUCGGUGUGGUUGUGUCAUUUGGGUACUUUUUAUCACCAGCUAUUCUUGAAUCCUUUACGAAAGGAUCGAUGAACGUUCAUCCUUCAUUAUUACCAAAAUAUCGUGGAGCAGCUCCAAUCCAAUAUGCUAUUUUAAAUGGUGAUCAAGAAACUGGAAUUACAAUUCAAGAGCUUCAUCCUGAAAUUUUCGAUGCUGGAAAAAUUUUAAGGCAGAUUAGUAUGGCCAUUCCUUCUGAAUCCACUUACCUGUCACUUGAGUCAAUUCUUGCUGCGGAAGGUGCUGAGUUAUUAGUUGAUACUCUUCGAUAUCUUGAUUAUUUUCAGGCUAAUGCACAAGAACAAGAUACAACAAAAGCCACAAAAGCGCCAAAAAUUUCAAAAGAUAUGGCUGAAAUUAAGUGGAAUCAGAUAACUGCGGAUCGAUUAGAUAAAUUAUAUCGUGCUAUAUCUCAUCAGUAUUCAAUAACCACAAAUUUUAUUGAGAAACGUAUACAAUUACACAAUAUCUCUUUACCUUCUGAACUUAAACAACAAAAGAUCAGAAUUAAAACUGCAAAUAUAAAAGUCAAUUAUAGCCCGGGUACGAUUAUUUAUGAUUCGAAAUCAUUAGAUUCGAUAUACGUUAUCUGUAAUGAUGAUAAGUUAAUUGAAUGUCGAAGCGUUAAAAUGGAAGGAAAGAAUGAAAUUUCAGUAAAAGAUUGGAUUAAUGGGUAUGGAGUUGAAAGUGGAAAGAUGAAAUUUGAAUCUUUAUGA
Messenger RNA from Dentiscutata heterogama, 822 nucleotides. The record is from the annotation of a GenBank genome assembly. NCBI's taxonomy places the organism in Eukaryota, Fungi, Glomeromycota, Glomeromycetes, Diversisporales, Gigasporaceae.